AUGGCAAGCCAAGUCGUAGAGCCCCAGGCUGUCCAGGGCGCUGCCAGUCAUCAGGAGAAAGAGAACAAGUUCCAGCAAGCAAUUGCUUCAUGGCGGAACGUUGAUCUCACCUCUCUCAUCUCUACGCUCGACACAGCCGCCUCGGACCUCGUCACCCACCAACGCGACACGCUGGUACAACGCAAGGAGCUCGCCCAAAAGACCAAGGACUUUCGCAAACUCGAAGAUGCCGCCAAGUUGGAUGAGAUCAAGGCUCUGCUCAAGUCCUACCAGUCCUUUAUCGACCUCAUCUCCAACCAGUCCAAGUCGACCCAGUCAGCUUUUCUCCAACUCUACUCGCCCCUGUCUGAAGCUCCCGAUCCAUACCCGCUGCUCGAAGCCUCGAUAGAUUCCUUCGUCACCGCCCAAGAAGUCGUCCCCAAGCUGGAAUCCGAGAACAAGCACCUGCAAUCCACCGUCGCCAACUUGACCGCACAACUCGAAGCGACUGAAUCUCAACUCGAACAAGAGCGCUCCGCCAGACAAUCCUCACAGUCAAAUCAAGACUCCAAGAUCAAGGAAGUCGAGGCAUCUUGGAACGCUGUUCUAAAAGAGAAGCAAGACAACUGGGAUGCGCGAGAAAAGAGCUUGGAGGAAAAGGUCGACAACCAAGACCGUCUGUUGAAAGAGCUCAAGGCCAGCUACGAUGUCGCUCAACGUCUAGGAAAGACCGAGGACGACACGUCCGACUCUGUCCACGGCGCAUCACAGCAGGAGCUUGAUCUCGUCAACCAAGAACUCGAAAAGGCAAACCUGCGUCUGUCUGAGCUGCAAGGCCGCAACGAGCAAUUGCGCCUCGAGCUCGCCCAGUCGACCGCGAACCAGAGCUCAUCUCAAACCGCCCUCUCUGUCGAAGAUGACCCUGCCUUCCUACGUCUACGCUCCGAAAACUCGCAGCUACUGCGAAAGCUCGAUGCACAGCGCUACGAGAAGAAUUCAGAAAAGACAAAGUGGGAUUCCAACCUCAGAUCACUCGAAAGAGAGCUGGAAUCUCUCAAGCAGGAUCGUGAAAGCAUCAAGCGCAAGCUGGACAAGUGCAGCGAUUAUGACGAGGUCAAGCAAGAGUUGGACAUGCUCAAGUCGAUCGAGUUCGCGACAGGCGACGCAGACGAUUCCGACCAUGAGCCAGACGCCGCUCCUGCUGGUGACAAGGGCGAGUCACUGGAGAAGCUUCUUCUUGCUCGCAACAAGAAGCUGUCCAAUGAGCUCACCAUCCUCCGCGUUUCGCACAACGACCUCCAAUCUCGUCUCGAGUCGUUGCAAGAAGAGUUAUCCAAUACGAAUAUGGAGCUGGAGAAGUCGCGCAACCUGACGCAGACGCUCGAGGAAGACUUGCUGCAGGCUCAGAAUGAGGCCAGCAACGCUUUCGACCCCUCGGCCAUGUCUGUAGCAGGUACAUACACCUCUCGCUACCCAAAGUCCUCCUACGCUGCAUCAAUCCGUCGUGGAGGAAACACAUCACCCACCUCUUCCAUCAUCUCUGGCUUUGAUACCAGCACCUCAUCACCUCGAGGAUUGGACUCGUUGCGACCGGAGGCUCCCAACGCUGGCAUCCUGCCAAUGGUCACUGCUCAACGUGACCGCUUCAAGGCUAAAGCCCGUGAGCUAGAGACGAACCUGCAGGAACAGUACACACUCGUCUCGUCUCUGCGCUCCGAAAUUGCUAGCCUGCAAAAAGACAAUCUAUCCUUGUAUGAGAAGAGUAGAUAUGUCAACAGUUACAACACAAAGGGUGGUGCAACGUCUGGUUACUCGUCCACCAACCCAUCCACCAUCACAAUCGAUCGCAGUAACCCUGGUACCGAUGCACGUUACAAAUCGGCCUACGAAAACUCAAUCUCUCCAUUCGCUGCUUUUCGAAGCAAAGAAUCCAGUCGCGCCUUCCAAAGACUCUCAUUGCCUGAACGAGCUGUCUUGCAAGCAUCUAGACUUGUAUUAGCAACGAGGACCAGCAGGAACAUGUUUGCUGUCUGGGUUGUUGGACUUCAUCUUUUGGUCUUUGUCAUGUUAUUUUCCAUGGGCGGAAGCAGCGACACGACGCCACAUCUAGCCCACACUGUUGCUGCUGGCAACGCUGCCAUAGCUGGUGCCAAGGUAGCCGCGGCUGCACAAGGAGGUCCAGGUGCUGCCAAAUGGGAACAAGCUGGCUUUGGAGAUACGUAA
Aureobasidium melanogenum CBS 110374 is the source of this 2202-nucleotide messenger RNA. RefSeq lists its product as uncharacterized. The transcript has 3 exons. Lineage: Eukaryota; Fungi; Ascomycota; Dothideomycetes; Dothideales; Saccotheciaceae. Gene Ontology annotation, biological process: intra-Golgi vesicle-mediated transport. The record is from RefSeq and is a predicted model, not a curated record. Bases 1 to 2202 code for a protein of 733 amino acids. Gene Ontology annotation, cellular component: Golgi membrane.